AUGAAAAUAAUUGCCCUCUUUCAAAUAGAUGUCGCGUGGCCAACAGAUGUGUCCACCUCGCCAUGCCUGCCGCCGUUGGCUUACGUGAUUUUUGUGGGCCUUGUUGCAGGUCUCUUUGUGGUGAUGCAGAUCCUGGACAUGGUGAACUUUAUACCGCACAUUGGUGGUUUCUACUUGGUGUACCUUACUGCCUGGUCUCUACUCCUUCAGACCACCACUUUGGUCCUGCUCUUCAUCUCAACUCUUUGGGGUUACACUCUGCUUGAGACGCGUGAGCCACAAAAUGCAGGUGCUGAUGCUGCAGCUGCUAAGGCAAAUGUCCCUUUUUUUGUGAGGUUUACUCUGGCCUUGUGGUACAUUUGUCAGCCCAUUUCGAUGAUUGUGAUGAUUCUGUACUGGACCACUGUGAACCGAUUCUGGCGUCCGCUUCCUGCGACGCACUAUGACUACUGGGCCCACCUCUUUAACUGGCUGGUGCUCCUUCUGAGUUUGUUCAUGUCCAACUUGCCAUGGUCUGUGAGAAAUUCUUCUUGGGCUGUGAUUUAUUCUGUCGUUUAUUUUGUGUGGACCAUCCUCCAUCACCGUUUGGAGAUUGGCAACGGGAGGCCCUGCGCAAAUUACCCAGAUGACAAGUGCCCCCUCUAUGACAUCAUCGACUGGAACAAGCCAGGUCCAACCUUCGUUGUUUUGGCCGCUGCCUGGGUUGGCUUGCUCACGGUUUUGUGUAUCUACACGGGCUUCUUCCGUUGCCGCGAUGCUUAUGUGCGCUUGCGCUGGAGCCGUUGGAGACAAGCCAACAAAGCCAAAUGUUGGUGA
Molecule: messenger RNA, 816 nt
Organism: Symbiodinium natans
Lineage: Eukaryota; Dinophyceae; Suessiales; Symbiodiniaceae
Source: the annotation of a GenBank genome assembly